AAAUAUCUCCACGCCACGCCAGAUUCAUUUCCUGAUUCUUCUGUAGAAACAGUCACUUCGAUAUUCAAUUGGUUCUUCGACUAUUUAUUUUACUUUUUCGUAUUCUCCGACUCUUUUUAAAGCGUUGCCUAUUUAUGAGAUAAGCUUUGGCUCCUUGAAAAAUAAUAUAUUUAUCUCCUUGGCUUUGUGAAUAUUGGUUUGGAAAGGACUGUGGCGCUGAGGAGUUGUUUCUGGUUAUUGCAGGUUUCGGGCCUCAAUCCUAUCUGGUUCAUUGAUAACAUAGUCUCCAAAAUCUUCCUUUGUUGAUGACUUUGUGCCGAUAGUUACAUACACUCAUCAAGAUGAACCACCAGUAUGGUGAAGAGCAUGACGAGGCAACUGUUGCGGGCUUUGAAGUUCCAAGAUCACCUGAUUCAAGUUACAACAAUGCAUACCCUGGUAAUGAAGAUGAGGCUCGGGACCCCCCUCUUGUCCCUCCACAUCUGCAGAACACCUUGCUUAGUUACCCAGCAAGCAGAGACACUACUGGAACUCUUCCAUUGCCACAGAAUGUGAUUCUCAACCAUCUUUACAUUGAGAACAGGAAUGCCCCGCGAUCUGUAGUGGCGCUUGGGUUCACUCAUCGGUUCCGUCAAAAAUAUGUUACAGUUGUGGUUUACAAGCCAGUGCAUAGAAGGGGCAAUACCGGCACUUGACGUGCAUAUAGGAGAAAUCAUUAGGUUGGUUUAUUUGACCCUGUUAUGAUGGGAUUAAUCAUGAUAGACCCGAAUACAAACUUAGUCAGGAAGGAUAUUUAUGUUCUUCGACUCAGUUUGGAGGAAAUCAUUAUUACAGAUGAUGCACUGAAUUUGUUUUACUGAAGAUUUCUGGAGACUUGAUUUAUUGAUGGUCAGAGGCUGGACUUGCUA
Juglans microcarpa x Juglans regia is the source of this 908-nucleotide messenger RNA. Its product is annotated as SNF1-related protein kinase regulatory subunit beta-3. The transcript has 4 exons. Bases 342 to 695 code for a protein of 117 amino acids. Gene Ontology annotation, molecular function: protein binding. Lineage: Eukaryota; Viridiplantae; Streptophyta; Magnoliopsida; Fagales; Juglandaceae. The record is from RefSeq and is a predicted model, not a curated record.